AUGACAAAUGGUGAAAAACAAGCUGAUGAAAUAUUAGCAUUACAAUCAAUUUUUGAUCAAAAAUUUCGUUUAAUGAAUGA
This is a messenger RNA of Rotaria sp. Silwood1, 80 nucleotides long. The record is from the annotation of a GenBank genome assembly. NCBI's taxonomy places the organism in Eukaryota, Metazoa, Rotifera, Eurotatoria, Philodinida, Philodinidae.